AUGCAGGGCGCUAAUGCGGGCUGCGCGGGACAAGGUAUGCCUGGCGUUCCUACAGCGCCUGGAGGUAUGGCCAGUAUGCCAUCCAUGAGCAUGCCAAUGAUGGGAAUGGGAAUGGGCAUGCCGAUGAUGGGAAUGCCUAUGAUGCCAAACCCCAUGAUGAUGAUGAUGGCUGGGGCUAUGGCAGCUGCAAGCAAUGCCAGCAAUGCCGGCAAUGCCAGCAAUGCCAGCAAUGCCAGCAAUUCCAGCCAUGCCAAGCGAUCCGAAUCUCCACCCCAGAGAUCAGAACCAGAGGUUCCAGGCAAAAGGGAAGACAAGCCUUGGGACAUGGAUGCAGACGUCAGAAAACUGGGAGACCAUUUCAACAUUGAAGACAGAUGGCUCGUGCGGCUUGAUGAGCUGAUGAGAAGGCGCAGAGACACGAAAGAGCAGGAUCUGGCCAAGCUGUACGAAGUUUUAGAGCAGGCUCGAAGUCCCACAGGGCUUCUUGUUGCCAAGCUGGGCGAGAUGGAGUGUGGGCAAUUUGUUGGCAAGGUGAAGCCGGAUCGCAACAUCGAGCGGCUGGCCACUAGGUACAACUUGGACACACGUGUGGUUUCCAGGCUGACGGAACUGAGGGUACGUCGAAAGAGGACUCAACAAGAGGACUUCAACCGCCUGGAACAGCACUUGAGCCUCUGCAAGAGGCCAUCGGCAACCGCAACCCUUCUGAUUGGCAAGCUGCUUGAAGGAGAGUUGAAGCAAAUUCCAGACGUGACUUCCGCGAAGGCUUUGGCGCAGAGGUUCAAGCUGGACAAGGAUGCCAAGUCGAAGCUGCGUGAGAUUGCUGAGAAGCGGGCUGACGACGUAGAGGAGGUCAUGGCUCAUCUCGAGAAAACCUUAUUGAUGUCACACCAGCCCUCGGCUACAUUAUGCAAGUUGGCCAAGACUCUGAUGGAUGGCGGCAAGAAAAAGAGCGCCGACGAAAAAUAUGUUGGCAAUUCUGACACAGAUGAGCAGAGUCCAGAAGAGAGGCCAAGAAGUAGAAGUGCAGCACGAAGUGAUUGCAGCACGGACAGCAGCAGCAUCCGAAGAAGACGUGCAGCCCUGGAGAGAAGAAGUCGGAGCAGGAGUCAGAAACGCAAGGGAAAGCCCAAAAAGAAGGAGGCUGCUCCAAAGAGAUUACCAUCGACACCAGCUCCGGGAAGCGUCCAAGUGGGAAGCGGAUCGGGCGGAUGGACGGUCACGGAGUGGUGA
Messenger RNA from Symbiodinium pilosum, 1233 nucleotides. The record is from the annotation of a GenBank genome assembly. Lineage: Eukaryota; Dinophyceae; Suessiales; Symbiodiniaceae.